AAAUAGGACAUCUUGCAACAUUGACGUCAAUCGUAUGUCAAAACUAUAUAAAAUAACGCCAUAAAUUGCAUUGCUGCAUUUAUUUCUUAUUUCAGUAGAGUUUUUGUGUAUUUGUUUUCUUAUUUUUGGAUUUUGUGAGUGUAUGUUGUGAAUAAAAAUAAAAGUUCUUAUUAGUUCUCAUAAAUGUAAGGAAUAUAUAACCUCAAGUGCAAUACGGAUGAUGGAUUAUGAUUGGGAUGAUGGGGCACUUAAUACCCCUACAGUGAUCACGGGUGUACCUGCCGAAGGUGGUAGAAAAUUUACAGCAGGUCGUGGUUUUAAAGCCAUUCAAACUUGUACUGAAGAUGACAGUUGGGGAGACGACAGUAACUACAACACUACUUGGAAUAAUGGAGUUUCAAAUGGUGACGAUAGGGUAGGUAGUCGUCGGGGUGGUAGAGGCGGUCGAGGAGGUAGAGGCGGAUAUAGAGGAGGUAGGAGUUAUCAUAACGGCAAUUCAGGAGAUGAACCUGCGGAUGAUGCUUGGGGAGAUUGUGGAAAUGAAAAUACAAGUAGAAGUCAAGGUAGAGGACGAGGAGGUGGAGGUCGGGGCCGUGGUGGAGGCUUUAACGGAGGUGGUAGAGGUGGAUCUGGCGACAGAGAAAACGCCGAACCUCCAAAACAACGCGAAAUUUAUGUACCAGUCGAACGUACAACUGAUGAAGAUCUGUUUACUACUACAAUUACGUCUGGUAUAAAUUUCGUUAAAUUAGAUGAUAUUGAAGUUAAAGUAAGUGGUGAAAACGUUCCGACGCCCAUUUCCUCAUUUGAAUCAGCAAAUCUUCGACCGCAUCUAUUGAAUAAUAUCAAAAAAUCUGGUUAUUUAAAACCGACGCCUAUACAAAAAUACGCAUUACCGAUUAUAAUGGGGGGAAGAGAUUUAAUGGGAUGCGCCCAAACUGGAUCAGGAAAAACAGCGGCUUUUUUGUUACCUAUGAUUAAUCAUCUAAUGGCGAGCCAAGACGGUCCAGUAUUAGAUGGAAGCACUUCUCAACCUAGGGUAGUUAUAGUCUCUCCUACAAGGGAAUUAGCUAUACAAAUAUUCGAACAAGCUAAAAAGUUUGCUUACAAUUCUAUAGUCAAAACUGUAGUAGCUUAUGGUGGUACAUCGGUUAAUCAUCAAAAAAAUCACGUUUUGAGUGGUUGCCAUAUAUUGGUGGCUACACCCGGUAGAUUGAAUGAUUUCGUCAAUAAAGGCCUGGUGUCUUUUUCUUCGAUUCAAUAUUUUGUCCUCGACGAAGCGGACAGGAUGUUAGAUAUGGGAUUUUUACCAACGGUCGAACAAAUGUUGGGACAUUCCACUAUGCCGGCAACGGGGGAAAGACAGACGCUUAUGUUUUCGGCGACGUUCCCAGAAGAAAUUCAACAUUUGGCCGGUAAAUUUUUGUUCAAUUACGUUUUCGUGGCUGUGGGUAUUGUAGGAAGCGCUUCCACCGAUGUCGAACAAGUCGUAUACGAAGUCAGCAAAUUCGAUAAACGAGAAAAACUCAUUGAAAUGUUACAAAAUGGUCCACAAGAACGAACAGUGGUAUUCGUGGAAACCAAGAAAGUAGCCGAUUUUUUGGCUACUAUUCUAAGCGAAAAUGACAUUAAAACGACGAGCAUUCACGGCGAUCGUCUUCAACGCGAAAGAGAACAGGCCCUGUGGGAUUUCAAAAAGGGCAUAUGCAAUAUAUUAGUAGCUACCGGAGUGGCCGCUAGGGGAUUGGACAUCGAAGGCAUCCAGCACGUUAUCAAUUACGAUUUACCCAAAAGUAUCGACGAGUACGUUCAUCGAAUCGGACGUACGGGGCGAGUAGGUAAUAGAGGUAAAGCUACGAGCUUCUUUGAUUCGCAUCAGGAUUCCAGUUUGGCUUCUUCCUUGGCGGUUAUAUUGAAACAGGCCGGUCAAGAAGUACCCUCUUGGUUGGGUAAUGCCGGUACAGGAAGGGGAGCGGAUCGUUCGUUUGGCGGAAGAGAUAUCAGAGGGGGUGAUUUUGGUAAGGCUCAGGACUACGCCGUGGAUCCCGUCGAAGAAGCUGACGAAGUGUGGUGAAUUGUUGAAAGACCUCUAAUUGAUAUUUAACCGAAUAAUUGUUUUUAAUGUUAGAAUUGAGUUUAUGUUGAAUUUUUUCAGACUCUUGGUGAAUAAAUUUUUCAUUUGUAUCC
Molecule: messenger RNA, 2187 nt
Organism: Diorhabda carinulata
Lineage: Eukaryota; Metazoa; Arthropoda; Insecta; Coleoptera; Chrysomelidae
Gene: Vasa
Product: ATP-dependent RNA helicase vasa
Exons: 11
Coding region: 218-2074 (618 amino acids)
Biological process (GO): gamete generation; cell differentiation
Cellular component (GO): nucleus; P granule
Molecular function (GO): ATP binding; RNA helicase activity; RNA binding
Source: RefSeq, a predicted model, not a curated record